Messenger RNA from Opisthorchis viverrini, 1113 nucleotides. RefSeq lists its product as hypothetical. Lineage: Eukaryota; Metazoa; Platyhelminthes; Trematoda; Opisthorchiida; Opisthorchiidae. The transcript has 7 exons. The record is from RefSeq and is a predicted model, not a curated record. Bases 1 to 1113 code for a protein of 370 amino acids.
AUGAAUGAUGGAAACUAUACAAACCCUAUGCGAACAGGAGGCUUAUUACCGUUGGAUCUGGCGAGGCUUGGACAGCACAACAGUGUCCCGGCCGUCGUGCUUCCUUUUAGUGGCGUGGCAGUUAGGCACCGAAAGGAUGUUACAGCUGCUUCCUGUGGUUCGGGCCCGGUCGACAGUCAGCGCAUCCCAAAGCGACUGGCGAUUCAGGGUGUGUCUAAUGGAAAAGCACACUUCGUCGCCAAAUUUGUUAUACCCGAGAAAAGCCGUGUGGAGUUGGUAGUCAAUCGAAUCGAAUAUCCUCUUCAGCCUUGUUCAAAUUUCGGCUAUCUACCAGAUGAGAUUCUGUUGCCGAUUGAAAAGUCACAAGAUGAGCUGGUACUUAAUGAAGAGUUCACUUCUUCAGCCCAGAAAAUGAUAAUUGAUGUGAUUGAGCAUAAGCCGAGUGUGGCAUUCGGGAAGCUCUUAAGUUUUCGGGCACAGUUUCUGUUGAAUAAACCGGCAUCUUCUGGGGAGAAUAUCACUACUCGGAAUCUUAUCCCACCAAUGUGUCAUUUUUCUGUUGAUGCAUUGUCUAUCGAUUGCCCCCUACGAUUUCUGCGUGUACGCACACCGAAACUGAUUUCUUCCGCCCUGGCUCGGAGCCUGGAAACCAGUUUACUAUUUCCUGUGAACCCCACUCAGACUAAGGAGCUCAUUGACCUUGCUGUGGAUCUGAGAUUCGGCUACCUUUCGGUGACCAGCUUCAACGAAUUUUCCGUGCAUUUGGAUUCGGACCCAAGCGCACUUUCUGCCAACCUUGCUGGUUUCGUCCAUCAGCGUUACCGUCAUGAUGAUACAGGACCUUACGGUCGUGUGGCGGUUUGUGUACCUCGCCGACCCAUUGAGCUAUACUGGGGGCUGGGGCGCCUUGCUGCAUACUGCAGGGCGGAUAAACGAAAACAUGCUUUUGAUGACGCCUUCCUUCUUGCACUUCCACGUUUUCCGUCUUCCACCCUCUCCAGUCCAAAUUUAAAUACUUUCUCCGCGGGUUCCAGCUCUAGGACUAACCGUUUUGCUCGUUCUGCAUCGCACUCAGCUGCAGCUACUGUAUAUCCGAGUUCAGUCAAACCCUGA